Molecule: messenger RNA, 1807 nt
Organism: Gastrolobium bilobum
Lineage: Eukaryota; Viridiplantae; Streptophyta; Magnoliopsida; Fabales; Fabaceae
Product: cytochrome P450 84A1-like
Exons: 2
Coding region: 1-1569 (522 amino acids)
Biological process (GO): lignin biosynthetic process
Molecular function (GO): heme binding; iron ion binding; monooxygenase activity
Source: RefSeq, a predicted model, not a curated record
AUGGAUUUGCUUCUACAAGCAAAAACCACACUAGAACCAUUCCGCAUGACACUCUUGUUCAUUAUCCCAACGAUGUUGCUUCUGGGUAUAUUAUCACGAAUUCGCCGAAGAGCACCAUAUCCACCAGGACCAAAAGGCUUACCCAUCAUAGGCAACAUGAACAUGAUGGACAAGUUAACACAUAGGGGUUUAGCAAACCUAGCAAACCAAUACGGCGGCGUUUUCCACCUCCGCAUGGGGUUCCUUCACAUGGUGGCAAUUUCAAACGCAGAAGCAGCACGACAAGUGCUUCAAGUUCAAGACAACAUCUUCUCCAAUCGCCCUGCAACCAUAGCCAUAACCUACCUCACUUACGACCGUGCUGACAUGGCAUUUGCACACUACGGUCCCUUCUGGCGCCAGAUGCGUAAGCUUUGUGUCAUGAAACUCUUCAGCCGCAAGCGUGCUGAGUCAUGGCAAUCCGUUAGAGAUGAAGUCGACGGCGUCGUUAACGUCGUUAUGAACAACCUCGGCAAGCCCGUUAACAUAGGGGAACUUGUGUUUAAUCUCACGAAGAACAUCAUUUAUCGUUCUGCUUUCGGGUGUAGCUCGCAGGAAGGACAAGACGAGUUCAUUGCGAUAUUACAGGAGUUUUCUAAGUUGUUUGGUGCUUUUAAUGUUGGUGAUUUUGUUCCGUUUCUUGGGUGGAUUGAUCCACAAGGUCUCCAUGCUCGGCUUGUUAAGGCUCGUGGUGCUUUGGAUAGUUUUAUAGAUAAGAUUAUCGAUGAACAUAUGGUGAAAAAGAAGAAUAUGAGUGAUUGUGGUGGUGAUGGUGAUGGUGAUGAAGAAACUGACAUGGUUGAUGAGUUGUUAGCUUUUUACAGCGAUGAGGCUAAAGUGAAUAAUGAAUCUGAUGAUUUGCAGAACUCCAUCAAACUCACCAAGGAUAACAUCAAAGCCAUCAUCAUGGACGUGAUGUUCGGAGGGACAGAGACAGUGGCGUCGGCGAUAGAGUGGGCCAUGGCGGAGCUCAUGCGAAACCCAGAAGACCUAAAGCGCGUGCAACAAGAACUCGCCGACGUGGUGGGCCUGGACCGGCGCGUGGAGGAGCGAGACUUCGACAAACUCACCUACCUGAAAUGCGUCAUCAAGGAGACGCUGCGCCUGCACCCGCCGAUCCCGCUUCUCCUCCACGAGACGGCGGAGGACGCGGCGGUGGCCGGCUACUUCGUCCCGAAGGGUUCGCGCGUGAUGAUAAACGCGUGGGCAAUCGGGAGGGACAAGGACUCGUGGGAGGAUCCGGAAGCGUUCAAGCCGUCGCGGUUCCUGAACCCGGGCGUGCCCGAUUUCAAAGGGAACAAUUUUGAGUUUGUUCCAUUCGGGUCGGGUCGGAGGUCCUGCCCCGGGAUGCAGCUGGGUCUGUACGCGCUGGAGCUGGCGGUGGCUCACAUGGUUCAUUGCUUCACGUGGGAGUUACCGGAUGGCAUGAAGCCCAGCGAGUUAGAUAUGAGUGACGUGUUCGGACUCACCGCUCCCAGGGCGAGUCGACUCGUUGCCGUUCCCUCUAAGCGUGUCGCGUGCCCUCUAUAAAAGAACUUUGGGACUUUUACACUUUGUCUUUUUAAUGUUUUUAUACUUCAAAUAUACAUAAAUGUUUGGGGGAGAAUCGCAAUAAUUGGAGAGACGGAAAGUGGGAAAAUUAGGUUAUCUUUUUCUUUGGAUAAACUCUUUUUUAUUUGAUCUAAUUGCGAAAGCAUUUAUGUCGUUGUUCUUCUAUGUAUUUUGGAUUAAGCUCACACUGGUUUUGAUUUAUACAAACUUGAACUGC